Aspergillus puulaauensis is the source of this 1503-nucleotide messenger RNA. RefSeq names its product aminopeptidase P family protein. Gene Ontology annotation, cellular component: mitochondrion. The record is from RefSeq and is a predicted model, not a curated record. The transcript is spliced from 11 exons. NCBI's taxonomy places the organism in Eukaryota, Fungi, Ascomycota, Eurotiomycetes, Eurotiales, Aspergillaceae. Gene Ontology annotation, molecular function: manganese ion binding; metalloaminopeptidase activity. The coding region runs from base 1 to 1503 and encodes 500 amino acids.
AUGGCGACAUGGAGAUCCGCGGUGCGCCAGUGGCCUCGAUACCUCCGCCGCCCAACCCCGGUGGGUAUCCUCCCGCGGUUAAGCCAGCUGAGGGUUCAAACUCAACCUACCCUCCGCCGCGGAUAUGCUUCGAUCUCGGCCGCAGAGCUUAAGUUUGGACAGCCGUUGCACGAGACGCACCCGCAUUUGCUGAGCCCCGGAGAGUUGACGCCCGGAAUCAGCGCCCUCGAGUACGCCCAGCGUCGUUCACGACUCGCAAACAAACUCCCGAAAAAUGCAGUUGCUGUUCUGGCGGCCGCGGAGGUGACCUACCGAGCUUCGGGGAUCUUCAACGAGUAUCGCCAAGACUCAAACUUCUUCUAUCUUACCGGCUUCAAUGAGCCGAAUGCCCUAGCUAUCAUUGUGAACGAUGGUUCGGGCGACAACCACCUCUUCCACAUGUAUAACCGCGAAAAAGAUGCAAAGGCUGAGCUGUGGGAUGGUGCUCGCUCAGGCACACAGGCUGCGAUGGACGUAUUUAAUGCCGACGAAUCAGGCGAUAUCGAACGUAUUGGCGAAAUCCUCCCCAAAGUCCUCUCGGACGCGACAGAGAUCUAUACGGAUAUCCCAGCCUUCAACCCAGGACGGUCAUCUUUACACCGCUAUCUAUACGGUCCAAGCGGCGCAUCUGAGAAGCUAAAGAAACUCGUUGAUCACCGCAAGGUUAAACCGCUACGCCCCAUUAUGAAUGAGAUGAGGGCCUUCAAGAGCGAGGAAGAGGUCGUCCAGCUGCGGCGAGUUGGCCAAGCAUCUGGAAGAGCAUUCACCGAAGCUAUGAGGCAUACAUUUACAAAAGAAAAGGAUCUGACGUCCUUUUUGGAAUAUAACUUUAAGAUCAAUGGCUGUGACAACAGUGCAUUCGUUCCCGUCGUUGCUGGUGGUUCGAACGCGCUAAGUAUCCAUUAUACAAAAAAUGAUGACGUGCUAAGGGAUGGAGACAUGGUGUUAGUUGACGGAGGCGGUGAGAUGGGGACGUAUAUCUCCGAUAUCACUCGGACGUGGCCAGUUAGUGGCAAGUUCUCGGAUCCUCAGCGCGACCUUUAUAACGCAGUGUUGAACGUGCACCGCAGCUGCGUCUCCCUUUGCAGGGAGAGUGCAGGACUGUCACUUGACCGCCUACACGGCAUUGCCGAAAAUGGUCUGAAGGACCAACUGCGACAGAUAGGAUUCGAUAUAUCGGGAGAUCAUGACUUGAGAACGCUUUUCCCUCACCACCUGGGACACUACAUUGGACUGGACGUUCACGAUUGUGCCGGCUAUCCCAGGACUUAUGACCUUAAGGCUGGUCAAUGUAUCACCAUAGAACCCGGCAUCUACGUUCCAGAUGAUGACCGGUGGCCGGCUAAGUUCCGAGGCAUCGGAAUCCGCAUCGAGGACAGUGUGUGCGUCGGAGACGACAAUCCUAUUAUAUUGACAACUGAGGCAGUGAAAGAGGUGGAAGAUAUAGAGGCACUGCGUGAUUAG